AUGUUCUCUUACAUUUUUAUAAUUAUCCGAUAUAGUGUAACGGCUAGCACGGUUCGCUUUCACCGAGCAAACCCGGGUUCGACUCCCGGUAUCGGAAAUGUUUUUUUUUACAUUUGUAUUUAG
Molecule: messenger RNA, 123 nt
Organism: Debaryomyces tyrocola
Lineage: Eukaryota; Fungi; Ascomycota; Pichiomycetes; Serinales; Debaryomycetaceae
Source: the annotation of a GenBank genome assembly